AUGCUGGUAUCAAGAAGUUCUUCUGAGAAGAAAUAUGUUGAGGGGAGCUUGAUUCCUGGUGAUCAAGUUUCUGUUAAUGGCACUGAACCUGUUGAUGUUAGGAUUGGACCUCGUCCACCGGAUCAGGGAGACUGUAAACAGAGGAAGACUUUUGGAAACUUAGAUGAAGAUGUUGGUGACUCGAGAUCAUUAGGUGGGACAAAACAAAGAAAGUUUCAGUAUCAUCCAAUUGGAAGAACGCAAGCUGCCAAUACAAAGGGCAUCCCUCUACAACAUUCUCAAGGAAAUUUUGGACAUGCCAAAAUUGGUGGUCAAGGUCUUAUAGGUACGAGGUUGUUAUGCAAGAUGGUGAUGCUGAGCUUGAAAUGGGAGGAAGGUGUAGUGAAGGUCAAAAGGUGCUUGCUUCACUGUGGAAUACUUGCACUUGAUGAACUAACCACCAAUUUAGAUGUUCCAAAUGCCGAAAGUCUGGCUGCUGCUCUUCUAUCAUGGCAACCUUCAACAGUAGCAGAAGAUAUCGUGUACGUGUUCUUGUGCUGCUAUUGUGGAUUCGGGAACAUCAUUGCUUACUGGUCCAACUGUAUGUAUCUCACGUGA
This is a messenger RNA of Lactuca virosa, 597 nucleotides long. NCBI's taxonomy places the organism in Eukaryota, Viridiplantae, Streptophyta, Magnoliopsida, Asterales, Asteraceae. The record is from the annotation of a GenBank genome assembly.